Messenger RNA from Rhizophagus irregularis DAOM 181602=DAOM 197198, 795 nucleotides. Lineage: Eukaryota; Fungi; Glomeromycota; Glomeromycetes; Glomerales; Glomeraceae. The record is from RefSeq and is a predicted model, not a curated record.
AUGUGGGAGAAAAUUGUCAAACGUUGCACAGAGUAUUGAAUCAUUUGAACGCGCACGUAAGUUAGUAAAGUUAACUCCAAUAAAAAUGUUUUAUACUCCGCAAAAAAGCUUAUUAGAAGAAGUAUAUGGGAAUGCUCAGCCAAAUUUCCCCCUUUUAGUUCAAAAUCUCAAUGCUCUCGCUACAGCCACCGGAAACGUGACUUUGGAAUUAUCCCGGCUACCGAAUAUCCCGACAACUAACGUCGCUGUACAAGUAAAUCAAAUAUUGCGAAACCAACAACAAAUGACGGGAACUCUACGAAGGAUUCGACGAGAUCUACAAACUGUUCGACGAGAUCUACGAACUGUUCAACAGACCCAGAGAACCGAUCAUAGACGCCUAAGACGAAUCCGACGUUCAAUCCAAGCACUAGACGUCCGUUCUUUUUGCAGGACGGUAAAUUCUCGAAUAAGUAAUCCACGCGAAAGAAUAGAAGUUCUGCCAAAUCUUCGAAAUGUGCUUCCCAACAACUUCCCCGCGAAUGUUUCCCAACUUCGGAGAGCGAAUGGUAUAUAUAAUAUAUAUAGCCAACAUGAUUUUACUUUUUAAUGAUUCUAAUGGUUGGUAAAUUGCUUUUUAAAUCUACAGGGCAAACUAUCGAUAACCUCCUAGCCUUUUAUGGCUUACAAGUUGGUGGAGGUUUAGUACGAGAUCGGAGAAGGCGUUUGGCAGAGUACAUAGGCGUAAAAGUGUUGUAGUUGUCACCAAGAUCUCUAGUUUCUUUUUAUGUAGUCAAAAGUAACCACGAUUUAUCU